UCUUUGGCCCAUCGAUCAUAAGACAAACCCCCUCUUUGCCCUCGACACUCCUUUUAUCGUGCUUCAAUCCAAAAUCGCCACCAGGGGCCCCAAUCUCAUCAUGACUUGUGUAGCCUUGAGCAAGCAUGACAUCAACAUCCUCGAGAAGAUCAAAGACCCUGAGUCAAAUCCCCUCACGGGAAUCGUUCUCGACUCUUCAUUGCCUCGCGACCCAAACAUCACAGACCCUGGUGUGUAUGAGAGGGUAGUUCAAAAAGAGCGAGAAAUUAUCCGGACAAUCCAGAAGAUCGAGGCUCAGCUCAUGAGGCCUGGGCCUGACCAAGGCAAGGAUCUUGCCAUAGAUGGAUAUAAAAAGUGUCUCUCUGCCAUCGAAGACAUCAUUUCUCAGCACCCCGACUAUGCCAGCGCGAGAAAUAAUAGAGUCCAAAUAUUCAGGAGGCUCUAUGGAGACGCCGUGCUCCUCUCCGAAACCCCAGACAAUCCAAUGCCGUUGAUUGAGAAUCUGGAUGCGGCAGAAAAGAAACAAAUAGCGGUAACGGCACUCACGGACAUGGAGACCUCGGUUAAACUCCUCUCACCGCCAUCGUUGGCCAGUCCCAUCUCUCCCCAAGUCGCUCGGACGUUGUCCAUGGCACACACGCAGAGGGCUGCCGUGUAUCUGAAGACGGCCAAGUUGUUAUUACAUCGCUCGUUGGACGUGGAUGACAGCCUGCCAGAAUCAAAGUGGGAGAAGUUGGACUUUGAGGAGGCCGCAUCAAGAGACCUCGCCCUUGGUGGUCGGUAUGGUAACCCAAUUGCGAAGGGGCUCGCUGUCAGUGUCAAUCCCACGGCGAAGCUAUGUGGGCAGAUCGUUCGUGAGGCGAUGAAGAAGGAGUACGGCCCAUCGUUUGGCGAAUAAAUGGAUAGUGUACGGUUGCGUAGAGAAGGAUUACCGGACGCAGUGCCGGCAAAGCAAGGCAAUGAUCGGAAAUCAAUUACUUGUUCGAUCGAUGUAUAUGUCGGCAUUGGACGGCAGGACAUCUAGGCUACGAGGAUUUGGAGGAUAGACCAACACGGCUAGAGACACCAAAAUAUCAGCUAUUUUUUCAGGGUUUUCAAUUCGCCCGCGAGGUUUCCAAUCGACAUACCGUAGGCCGGC
This is a messenger RNA of Ilyonectria robusta, 1138 nucleotides long. RefSeq lists its product as uncharacterized. Lineage: Eukaryota; Fungi; Ascomycota; Sordariomycetes; Hypocreales; Nectriaceae. The transcript has a single exon. Bases 101 to 898 code for a protein of 265 amino acids. Gene Ontology annotation, biological process: cilium assembly. The record is from RefSeq and is a predicted model, not a curated record.